UGGAGGCUCGGACGGUGGAGAGAUUGCUCACCCCCGCUGAGGAGUUCAUCGUCCAUCACACGGCCAUGUGGAGCUGCUGGAAACGAACCCAGAGCAUCGAGCAGCUCACCUACAUCCAACACCUACACAUCCAGCAGCGCCAGUUCCAGGACAUCGGGUACAAUUUCCUGGUGGAUCAGGCUGGCGUUGUGUAUGAAGGACGUGGUUGGGGUGUUGUGGGAGCUCACGCCAAAACACACAACCUCAACUCUGUCGGUGUGGCCUUCAUGGGAAACUUCAACGACGAGACUCCAAGCAUGGCGGCGCUGUCGGCGGUACGAGCUCUGUUCCGGUACGGAAUGAAGGAGGGGUUCUUAAGUCCCGACUGUGUGAUUUUGGGCCACAGAGACGUCUCAGAUACCGAGUGUCCUGGAGAAAAUCUCUACUCUGUACUGCACACGCUCAGACUGAAGUAAAAAAGCAGAAUCUGUUUUAAGGUGGACUGAUUAAUGGUUUCUAUUUUUUUUUAAAUGUAUGUAUUUUAUUAUUAACAAGGCUGAACUAACAGUUGGGGAGCUGUUCUGUUCCUCCUGCCAAUCAUGAGAGUUUUGGAUCUCAGACUUGUCUGAUUGUUGUAUGUGGCCACUUGAUGGCGCAGUGGUUCCAACAAACUGUUGCACAGCAUCGAAGAGUCUCGAACACCUAGAUAGGUGCUGUGACCUCCUGUACUGAGUGGCAUGGCAGGUUCUCUGCUCGUCCUUGUGUUGUACUGUGGUUCCCCUGUUUCUAUCCACCACCCAAAAUGCAGUAGGUGGAUUAGCCGAACGAAAUCUGCCUCAGGAGUGAGUUAGUGCCUGUGUGAGCGUGUUACCCUGCAGCAGGUUGCUACCCGGUCCUGGGUGUGGUACUACAGUGGUUACACAUUUUUUAAAUGACCACCAGUUUGUGGAAUGUUCAGCAUGCCAGAUCCACUAAACACAAACUGGGUUCCAUAAAGAAUUGGUUUGGUGAGCUGGGUGUGAGGAGAAUGUCGCCCAGUAUUGGUGUUCAAGCCUGAUAAAGCUAAUGUGGUUACAUGGAAGUGAAUUCCUAUUAUUAAAAUCCAAAAUUUAAUUGAAUUCACUGUGAACAAACUUAAGAUUGUGCUUUUUGUUCAAGUAACUGGCUCUUAAGCUUUUAAGUCUGUAUUUAUGUUUUAAA
This is a messenger RNA of Trichomycterus rosablanca, 1179 nucleotides long. It is a transcript of the gene pglyrp5, whose product is annotated as peptidoglycan recognition protein 5. The record is from RefSeq and is a predicted model, not a curated record. The transcript is spliced from 3 exons. Bases 66 to 455 code for a protein of 129 amino acids. NCBI's taxonomy places the organism in Eukaryota, Metazoa, Chordata, Actinopteri, Siluriformes, Trichomycteridae. Gene Ontology annotation, biological process: peptidoglycan catabolic process. Gene Ontology annotation, molecular function: N-acetylmuramoyl-L-alanine amidase activity; zinc ion binding.